AUGUCGAAGAAAGAAGAUAUAGCCCAAAAAACUGCGAGUGUGCCUCUGGAUGACGACGAGCCUGACGAGUGGGACAAGAGAAUCUUCAGUACGGGUUGCGCGGACGAAAAUGCCAAUCUGACCGAGUGCUACUGGGUUAAGAAGGACUGGCGUGCUUGUAAGCGGGAGGUAAGUUGCAACGGCGGGCCAAUCGACUGGACGAACUCGUACCACGGAUUAGGCACAAUCGCCUUCUCAGCCGAGACGUCGGCGAUCCUGCAAGCACGACUCGACCCCGACGACAUCGAGGUGAAGCCCGACGGCAUCAUCUACCUGCCCGAGAUCAAGUACCGACGGAUCCUGAACACGGCCUUCGGCCCAGGCGGCUGGGGUCUCGCUCCGCGCGGGGAAUUAAUAGUUCAGGACCGGCUAGUAACGAGGGAAUACGCGCUCGUGGCGAACGGGAGAUUCGUAGGCCAAGCGCGCGGCGAGCAGCAAUACUUCAGCGAAGACGGGGUGUCGACGGCGGCCGAGGGCUGCAAGUCGAACGCGCUGAUGCGGUGCUGCAAGGACCUGGGCAUCGCCUCGGAGCUAUGGGACCCGCGGUUCAUCCGCAAGUUCAUGAAGGAGCACGCCGUGCAGCAGUGGGUCGAGCACGUCACCACCAAGAAGAAGAAGCAGAUCUGGCUGCGCAAGGACGACGAGGUGCGCUACCCGUUCAAGAAGUCGUAG
Messenger RNA from Xylaria bambusicola, 711 nucleotides. RefSeq names its product mitochondrial genome maintenance protein mgm101. Gene Ontology annotation, cellular component: mitochondrial chromosome; mitochondrial nucleoid. Lineage: Eukaryota; Fungi; Ascomycota; Sordariomycetes; Xylariales; Xylariaceae. Gene Ontology annotation, biological process: recombinational repair; interstrand cross-link repair. Bases 1 to 711 code for a protein of 236 amino acids. The record is from RefSeq and is a predicted model, not a curated record. Gene Ontology annotation, molecular function: single-stranded DNA binding. The transcript has 5 exons.